Molecule: messenger RNA, 1673 nt
Organism: Zea mays
Lineage: Eukaryota; Viridiplantae; Streptophyta; Magnoliopsida; Poales; Poaceae
Product: glutathione S-transferase T3
Exons: 3
Coding region: 276-1493 (405 amino acids)
Source: RefSeq, a predicted model, not a curated record
UUCGAAUUUUGCGGGUCCCGUCGCCGUCCGUGUCCCCUUGUCCCAACGUUCCUCGCUCCAGAGAGUUUUCAAAUGCACGCGCGCUUGAUCCCCAAAUCUACCGUACCAGACCUGGACGAGCGCCGCCACCUGCUCUCGCUGGGCGCGGCGACCGGCCGACGACCGCUGCACGUCUCGAUCCAGGGCUUCGUCAUCUGCUCCCACUGGACCUUGCGUCCGCCGGCGGCUGCACCUCAGAGGUCGGCUUUGGUCUGCCAGCGCCAUCCUGCGUCACGAUGGACCCAACGAAUCAGCGGUCCUCAGGAGCAGGGCGCCGCAGCUCCGUCGCGGCUACCAUGGGACGUGGUGGUGCAUGCGUCCAUGGUCAGCAGCAUGUGCCGGCACCUACGUCACUCCGUUCGCCCUCUUUACCUGAGUUGCAACAAGCACAAUCUGCAAUGCCACCAAAUCCCUCAUGGAACUUUUAUCCACCAAAUGGUUUUCUGAAUCUCAUUAACCAACCGUACAUGCCAAUGUCGUCGCAACCACUUGGAGAGAAUUUCCACUUUGUUGGUCUCACCCAGAAUUUCAACACAUCUCCACCACCGCCACCAAGUGCUAAAAGGACUAAAAAAGCAUCCAGACUUGCUAAAGAAACUAUUCAGAUUGGUGGUGAUGGUGAUGCAGCAACUGAGGAAUCUAAGGCAGUCAAUAAAAGGUAUUGGGCACAUGACGAGGAAGUGAGGCUGGCUAGUUCUUGGUUGAACUGUUCUCAUGAUCCAAUACAUGGCAAUGACAAGAAAGGAGAAACUUUCUGGAAGGAAAUUGCAGAAUACUUUAACAAGCAUGCUCCAGCAGAUCGUCAAAGGGACGUCAAUCAAUUAAAGAUACACUGGACACGGUUGAAGACAGUGACCAACAAUUUCAAUGGGUGUUGGAGCGCAGUAUCAAAAAUGCAUACAAGUGGGUACUCUGAUGAUCAGUUAAUGGAUGAGGCACAAAAGAUGUAUGCAAAUGGUAGUAACGGCAAACCUUUCACGUUAGUUCAUUGGUGGAAAGCUCUCAGAAAUGAACCUAAAUUUUGUGCACAAAUCUCACAGAUGAUUAAGGAAAAAGGUCAGAGCCAUACCAUUGACAUCACUAAAGACAAAGAUCAGCUUCCCUUACAACGUCCUAUAGGAAGAGAUGCAGCCAAGGCUCAAAGGAAUGGUAAGCGCAAGGCAGAAGAGGUUUUGGAUGGUAUUGCUCGCCUUGGUGAUAGCAUAAACAAAAUUAUUGAAGUGCAACAUGACCGUAAGCAAGAGCGUAAAAAGGUGGCUGAAACUCAACUAGAAAUCUCAAGGUUACAACUCAAAGCUGCACAGGAGCAGAAGGAGGUAAAAUUGCUUGAAGUAUAUAGCUCACUACUGCAGCAAGACACUAGCCAAUUAUCUAAUCAAGGAAAGAUAAACCGAGAGAAGGCAUUGCAAAAGAUGGAGCUGAAAUUAUUUGGUGAUAGUGAAAAUAUGAUGUGAGCUGAAUUAUUUGGUGACAUUCAAGGGUGAAGUCAAGGGUGAACUGAAAGGAAAAUAUGAUGUGAAUUGAAAUGAAAGUGUUCAUUUUCUGAGUUUGCAUUCAAAUCUAUUUGUGUGUCCUGUAUGAACUGAAAUGAAAGUGUCCAUUUUUAUUUAUAUAUGGCAGCACAUUUAUCUCAA